AGGAAUAUGUUAAUGUAGUUAGAAGAGAUUUAAACAAAAUUCCCAGUUCAAUUUCUAUAAGAAUAAUCUUGAAAGGGUUGAGUAUAUUUGUGGGGUGGGAAAUGGAUCCCUUUAGGGGCUUUGAAUUUUGUAUUGGAUUUGAAGCACAGUAAGCUAGAGAAGCCGUUAAAAGCAACUGCCCUUUCAAAACCUUCUCCCUCCAAAACUCCCUGUCUUUCUUCUAUGCAGCAAAGAAACACACCCAAGAACACAGCCACACACUCCCAGAAGAAGAAUUGCACCUAUCUACGAUGAAGAAAGCACUAGCUCUCUUCAGCCGCAAGAAAGCCUGUCGCCCAUUCAAGGACUACUACGCUCAAUGGAUCCAUGCCCUCAACAGCACUCUUCUUCCACUUCUUCGCCGCGCCAUGCUGUCCUCUUCUCCCAGUAAUCUCUCCACCCACGUGGAGAUGGUUCACCACCAUUUUCAGGCCUACUACGAAGCCCUUGACCUCGCCGCCUCCAACGAUGUUGCACAACUGCUCUACCCCGAAUGGCGUAAUUCCCUCGAGAAGCCUUUCCUAUGGCUCGGCGACUUCCACCCCUACCUCUUCACCAACCUGCUCCGAUCAUUCCUCGAUGAUGGUGAUGACGACGAUGAUGAUGGUGACCAUGAAGUUGGAGAGACUUGUAGUUUCUGCGACACACCAUGGCAGAUUUUGAUGGCCUGGAAGAAUCCUUCAGAAACCCUGAUGGCCCGGAUCGAGCAAAUCGAGUGUGCUUUAAGGCUUAUGGUUCCAGCGCUUGUGGCUCGGGUGAGGAAUGCACAGUUGGGGCUAUUUGAUCGGGUUGCAACUGACUGGGGGCUGUUUCAGGGGAAAAGAGAGGGGGCUAAAGCGGUGAUUGGAAAGGCAGUAAUGGGUCAGAUGGAUGAGAUGCUGGGAGUGUUCUUGGAUGCCAAUAGGCUCAGAAAGAGCGUUCUUGCAGAGAUCAUCGGCGAAACGAAUGUUUAUCAGGCCGGCUCUGUUUCUUGA
Molecule: messenger RNA, 1013 nt
Organism: Vitis riparia (riverbank grape)
Lineage: Eukaryota; Viridiplantae; Streptophyta; Magnoliopsida; Vitales; Vitaceae
Product: protein INAPERTURATE POLLEN1
Exons: 2
Coding region: 291-1013 (240 amino acids)
Biological process (GO): DNA-templated transcription
Molecular function (GO): sequence-specific DNA binding
Source: RefSeq, a predicted model, not a curated record